AGUCUGCAAGUUCUGCGGCUACACCAGUGGGGACAUAGAGAAGUGUGAGCGAUGCCACAGGAAGCUGCCCACAGAUGUCAAGAUCAUGAAGAAGCACCAAGAUGGCGGCAAGACUAUAGACAAGAAGUCCUUCUAUGGAGCCCGACUCAAUGAACAAAGCAAACCAUAUGUUAAAAAGCACCCACCCUAUCAUGUGGGGAACACUCGGAAGUGUUCGUCCCCGGUGGACUUCAAUGUGCAGGGGAGUGAACAACACGUACGGUUCAUACGCCAGGCUAACGCCAAGAGCUCAGCGGAUGUCUCGAGUACAUGAGCCAGAAACAGUGACCAUUUCAUCAUCCGAUGAGGAAGAUGCCUCUGCCAGAGCCAUGAUGGCUGCAAACUCAUCGCUCAUCCAAGACCAAUCUCUGACUCGUGCUGUGGCUCUAACGCCGCCCUACACCCCAGGCACCACGCCCCAUCAGAACAGUGGAAGCAAUAGCCCCAACACCAGCCCUUGUUCCAGCCCCUUCAAAUACUCCACAGGAAGACCAGCCAGUCGUCGGGAAAAGAUGGAGGAUGCUACUGGCAAGGUACCUGGCAGGAAGCGUGGCAGGAAGCCCAAGAUAAGACAGAUGACCCAGCCUACUGCCGGCGGCAAGAUGAAGCGAGACAUCUCGGUGGAGCUGAACGUGAGGAGUGUCCGCAUCGGCUGCAUGAAGUCCACGCCACUGGAGCAUGUCACCAUCAACAGGGAUGGAUUCCAGUUCCAUGUCAUCUGUGAUGACCGCGAGACAGAGUUCCAGUUCGAGGUGAAUGUGGAUGAAAUACAGUCCUGUCAGGCGAUCUUGAAGCAGACCCAGCCACUAAUGUUCCUCCACACCUACGAGGAGUGCGUCGAGAGGCUGCGACAGGAACUCAGCAUGGAGGAGCCCAAUCAGAAGGGCUACUUUCCUGACAGCGAAGAUCUAACUCAGAAAUACAUUGUGAUCAUCAUCAACAAGAUCGAGGAGUGCGAGAGACAGGACAUUCGCAUAUUGUUUCAGCACUAUCAGCGUCUGACUGCAAGCAAGGUUCCCCUCCUCACGGACCUCAGCAGUGAUAAAGCCAACAUGCUUCUUGUGGAAACCACGCCCAAGAAAAACGAUAAGAUAUCUAAACUCUGUGAUAAAGCCAUGUCUUCUCUGAAGGAGAAGUCAAUGGCCUCCAUGUCUGGAGAAUCGUCCAAACACGAGGACAAGGAGAACUCAGCAGGGUCAAGGUCACCUUCACCACCACCAAAGAUUGGAUUUAGCGGGCCAAUAGAAAAAUUGCUGACCUAUCCCCCUCCACCAACCAAAGGUGGAAUCACAAUCACCAAUGAAGACCUCUACUGUCUCAACGAGGGAGAGUUCCUCAAUGAUGUCAUCAUUGACUUUUAUCUCAAGUAUUUAUUCAUUGAGAAGCUGAGUGAGGAAGAUCGAAGCAGGACUCACAUAUUCAGCUCCUUCUUCUACAAGAGACUCACCCAGAAACAGGCCCGCAACAGUAUGCCAGAAGAUGUUGCCAAGUUACCGGCAAUGAUACGGCGACACACCCGAGUGAAAACCUGGACUCGCCAUGUUGAUCUGUUCGAGAAGGACUUCAUCAUUGUGCCAAUUAAUGAACAUUCUCAUUGGUUCCUUGCAAUCAUCUGUUUCCCCAACAUGAAUGAGGAGGAACAUAUUCCGUACAUUCCCCGCACCCCGGAUCCAGAAACCCCGAGUCCCAACACUGAAGAGGCUUCAGAGGAACUCAAUAAGGAGGAGGGGGAGGAGCCUGAGGAGGGGGAACAGAAAGAGGAAACAAGUAUGGAUGCAGAUGAUGGCCAAACCUCCGUCAACACCAGUCCAAACAAGGAGAUCCGGGGAACUUCAUUAGAUCCCAGUGAAGUGUUGAACAACGGAGAUGAAACUAAAGAGUACAGUCUUGGAGUCAAACAAGCAUGUGUGCUAAUUUAUGAUUCCUUGGCUGGACCUUCAAGGAGUGCUAUCGUGCGCAUUUUAAAAGACUACCUACAGGUGGAGUGGGAUACAAAGAAGAAAGACAAGCGGCAAGUGAAGGACAAGUUGAAGGGAGGGUUCGUCAAAGUGCCUCAACAGACCAACUACUCUGAUUGUGGUGUCUACCUCCUGCAGUAUGUCGAGAGUUUCUUCAAGGAUCCAAUCAUGGACUUCUCAUUGCCCAUGAAAAGUUUAAAAAACUGGUUCAAGGAUGAAAUAGUGUUGAAAAAAAGAGAUGAAAUCCGUGAUUUGAUUUUGGAAUUGAAGAAAAAAGAGGAGGAGGGGGCUAGCUGAUGAUCUGUGAUAUGACACACAAACGAGAAACCAUAACCUGAAAGUGCUGCAGAGUUAUCUGCCCCUUGUGAUCGACAGGAAGUGUGAGUGCGGGCUACACACGGUCGGCCAAUCCUGGCCCAGAUAAUGCAGCCGCCAAUAAUAAAAGUGGUCACCCGUCCAAAGAAAAGAAAAAAUUCUUUUGUGUGAUGAUCGAACCAAUGAUGACCAAAUACCUUUCCAUGGAUAGUGAUUGCAUUCUGGGCCUGGGCUGGUGUCUAUCAUACCAGCAGGCGCUCGUGUGUAUGGGAUUGUGUGAAUGACGGUCAGUUCAACGGCUGAAGGAUGUACCUGUGGAAGAUGGAGUAGACAUUGACAAGAAACUACAGUGUGAGAGAUUUGUAUCAUAAUAUACCAAGAUGACCUGUUCGAUUCUUGCUAUGGGAUUCGGAUUGACUUUGUUUUGUUUGUUUUUAAUCAAUGAGGAUAAAUGAAAAAAGGGCGUUAUCAAAUGAGUACAGUAUUUACCUUCCAGUGGAAAUAUUCCUCUCAGAAUGUGUUUGCUAGCGUUGUAUGCUGCUUUGUGUUGUUGCCGUAGUUACGUGCAUCAUGAUGUUUCUGUGUUUUCAAAACAUCUUUAUGUGUACAUGUUUGCUUCCAUUGAGAUAACAUGCUUGGGUUGUCCCAUGUAACUGUCAUAUACAUUAAAAACAAGCAGAGCUAAUAAUGA
Messenger RNA from Haliotis rubra (blacklip abalone), 3003 nucleotides. RefSeq names its product sentrin-specific protease 6-like. Gene Ontology annotation, molecular function: SUMO-specific endopeptidase activity. NCBI's taxonomy places the organism in Eukaryota, Metazoa, Mollusca, Gastropoda, Lepetellida, Haliotidae. Gene Ontology annotation, cellular component: nucleus; cytoplasm. Gene Ontology annotation, biological process: protein desumoylation. The record is from RefSeq and is a predicted model, not a curated record.